AUGGCAGAGCUGGGAGUGGCAAAGCCGCCGCACCAGGCACCAGGAGGGCUGUUCUGCAUUCACUUCAGCAGGGGCAGCACUGGGGGUGGCAGGAGGGACAAGGAGCAGGCUGUCCUGUCCAUCUGGGAGAAGGGGGACGACAAGUUCAUCCGGUGCAGGUUACCCCUGGGGCUCAGGCAGUCCUGCCAGCAGAGCCUCAGCAGCACAGGCCUGUACCGCCAACAGCCUGCACCUGCUCAUACACGUGGUCCUUCCCACGAGAGCCUGCGGGGGGGGGGGCAGAGUAUGACACCAGCUGAAGAACAAAGUGUUUUGUGGCUGUCCAUCGGGACUGAGGCCCUGAAUAUCCUUCGUAUGUUGACAAGUUGUCUUGACAUGAUGAGAUAUCACAGCUCUGGCUUCCACUGGCUCAAGGAGGAUGCCUCCGUAGCCGUCCCCUUGGUGCUUGCAGGGUUCCUUGGCACGGUGGCCACCAUGACAUACACAACCAUUUUUCAAAUCACUGUGAACCUUGGACCAGAAGAUUGGAGGCCUCAGACUAGGGACUAGGGCUGGUCGUACUGCCUCGCCUGGGGUUCUUUUACCCGCUGCGUGGCUGUGUCCAUCGUGGUCAUGAGCAGGUACACAGCGGCCCACCUGGUCACAGAGAGGCAGAGGGUACAGAAGAGCAGUCGGCACUCCCAACACGACUUCCCGGAACCCAAGGCUUCAGAAAGUGUUUGAAGCUGCUCCCAGCCCUCUGGGCAUGCCUUUGUGAGUAUAUCUGAGCACCUGCCACCAGGUGCCCCAGGCAAGCUGUCCCGGUGUUAG
This is a messenger RNA of Diceros bicornis minor, 810 nucleotides long. It is a transcript of the gene GSG1L2, whose product is annotated as GSG1 like 2. Gene Ontology annotation, cellular component: plasma membrane. Lineage: Eukaryota; Metazoa; Chordata; Mammalia; Perissodactyla; Rhinocerotidae. The record is from RefSeq and is a predicted model, not a curated record.